This is a messenger RNA of Fusarium musae, 510 nucleotides long. RefSeq lists its product as uncharacterized. The transcript is spliced from 2 exons. The record is from RefSeq and is a predicted model, not a curated record. Bases 1 to 510 code for a protein of 169 amino acids. Lineage: Eukaryota; Fungi; Ascomycota; Sordariomycetes; Hypocreales; Nectriaceae.
AUGAAGCAUCUCAUUGCUGUAGGGGCUUGUUACCUGGAUACGAUCCUCACGAACGUCACCUCUACUGCUGUUCCCUUCUUCCCAUCCGAAGACUCCAAGUUACGUGCCACCAGUCUCAAUAUCCGACGUGGAGGCAACUGUCCCAACUCUCUUCAGGUCUUAGAGCAAUUACUCUCCGAGCGCGACACCCUCCAGCUACAUCUAAUAUCACCCCUCCCCGCUGCAGCGUCGUCCGCAACACAGCGUGUUAUAUCGUCGUUCGGUGCACAGUCGAACAUUGACUUCAGCCACUGCGUUUAUCGUGAGGAGAGCAUGGAGGCGGCAAGCAGUUACAUCAUGCGUAGCGAGGCAUCGGGUAGUCGCACGCUUGUCAAUUACAAUGGCUUAUUAGAAAUGACCGAAGACGAGUUUGGCAACAUCGCGCGAGGCUUCAACCCGGACCAGGAGACAUGGUGGCACUUUGAGGUUGGAUGCAGACGUGGUAUCCUCUGCCCGGUAAUUCUAGGCUGA